Molecule: messenger RNA, 877 nt
Organism: Rotaria sp. Silwood1
Lineage: Eukaryota; Metazoa; Rotifera; Eurotatoria; Philodinida; Philodinidae
Source: the annotation of a GenBank genome assembly
AUGUCCAAGAAGUCAACAAGAAUUAAAGCAGGUUUAAUAUCAAACAGAACAGCAAAACUUGCUGCAAAUCUUCAUAUUGAUGAAAUAGCAAGAAGUGGUGAAGAUUGGACUGAUGAUGCAAUAAAAAUUGAAGGUACACGAAGAGUAUUAAAUGUUUGUGAAAAAAAUCCAAUUGAUGAACAUCCAUUAAAUUAUGAUGAAUAUAAUCCAUUUAAUAUUUGUGCUGCAUCCAAUGUACCACAUUUAUCAGUAUGAAAUUUAAAAAUGAAACUGAAUUUAAUUUAAAGUAAUCUUUAAUUCUUGUUUAGUGAAAAUCCAUUAUCCGGUGCAGUCCAUUUACCGGAAUUUAUAGGACAAUUAUGUCGAGUUACAAAAGCAACUGAAAUCGGAAUUCUAAUUCUAUUUCAUUAUUAUUAAUUUUUAAUGCAUAUAUUGAUCAUUUUGAAAAAGUAACUUAUCAUUAAAACGUUUUUCUUUUAUUUCAAGAUAAAGAAAUCCGUUUCUAAAACGAAAAUUUAAAAUCAAUACAUUUGUUUGAAGUAAGUUCCCUUCAGUAGACAUGGAAAUUCUAUGAUAAUACACAAGAAUAAAUAAUCUCGAUUUAUAAAACGACAUCAAUGCAAUUGAGUACUUUAUAAUUGUUUAAGAAAUUUUAUCGUCAUGAUUUCAUUUGAUAUUCAACCUUUGCAAUAUCUCGAUUGACUAACUCAAUUAGUAACCUACGCACAUGUAUUAAGUCAUUAAUAAGACUAAGAGAUAAUUAAGAGAGGGUCCGCCAGAAAACCAGAUAUAAAAAAGGGAGUUGGCCGUGGACAAAAUUUUGAUUUUGCAUUUGAUCUUCUCAAAUGAAAGGCCUUUUAGAGUUAGUACUAAAUCC